Messenger RNA from Xenopus laevis (African clawed frog), 4126 nucleotides. It is a transcript of the gene pcsk6.L, whose product is annotated as proprotein convertase subtilisin/kexin type 6 L homeolog. Gene Ontology annotation, cellular component: Golgi apparatus; membrane; cell surface. The record is from RefSeq and is marked provisional. NCBI's taxonomy places the organism in Eukaryota, Metazoa, Chordata, Amphibia, Anura, Pipidae. Gene Ontology annotation, molecular function: serine-type peptidase activity; serine-type endopeptidase activity. Gene Ontology annotation, biological process: protein processing; peptide hormone processing; proteolysis.
GCCGGGAAGUUGUGUACAGCUUGGCCGCCUCGUGCGUGCUGUCAGCGGGCAGCGGAUCCCGCACAUACCCCUCGCUCCCUCUGAGCAUUUCAAACAUGCUCCCCACCACCGGCCGUCUCCUACUCUUCUUACUGCCCGCCUGUCUGGCCGCCAAUCCGCUCACCGUCUUCUCCAACCACUGGGCAGUGAGAAUCCCGGGGGGAUCCGAGGUGGCGGCGGAGCUGGCUGUACGGUACGGCUACCUGAACCUUGGCCAGAUUGGAAAUCUGGAGAAUUACUACCAUUUUUAUCACAGCAAGACCAUAAAACGCUCCACAUACGCCAGUCGUGGCACGCACAACUUCCUCAGGAUGGAUCCAAAGGUUGAGUGGAUGCAGCAGCAGGAAGUAAAGAGAAGGGUUAAGAGGCAUGUGCGAACAGAUCCAAACCCUGUAAACUUUAAUGACCCCAUAUGGCCAAACAUGUGGUAUCUGCACUGUAGUGAUGAAAGCAGCCGGUGCAGGUCAGAAAUGAAUGUCAUGGCUGCCUGGCAAAGAGGCUACACAGGCAAAAAUGUUGUUGUUAGCAUCUUGGAUGAUGGGGUGGAGAAGAACCACCCAGAUCUUGUACAGAAUUAUGAUCCUCAUGCGAGCCACGAUGUUAACGGAAAUGAUCAGGACCCAAGUCCCCGAUAUGAUUCCAGCAACGAAAACAAACAUGGUACUCGAUGUGCUGGGGAAGUAGCCGCCUCAGCCAAUAACUCACACUGCAUUGUUGGCAUUGCAUACAAUGCCAGGAUAGGAGGAAUCCGCAUGCUUGACGGUGAUGUAACAGAUGUUGUAGAGGCAAAGUCUCUGGGCGUCCGACCAGACUACAUUGACAUUUAUAGUUCAAGCUGGGGCCCUGACGAUGAUGGAAAGACUGUGGAUGGCCCUGGACCGCUGGCCAGAAAAGCUUUUGAGGAUGGCAUUAAGAAGGGCAGAAAAGGAUUGGGCUCCAUCUUUGUUUGGGCAUCUGGCAAUGGUGGUAGAGAAGGAGAUUACUGUUCCUGCGAUGGAUAUACCAACAGCAUAUAUACUAUUUCCAUUAGUAGUACAACAGAAAAUGGGUAUAAACCCUGGUACUUGGAGGAAUGUGCAUCUACCCUAGCAACAACUUACAGCAGUGGAGCAUUCUACGAGAGGAAAAUUGUCACCACGGACCUCAGACAGGGCUGUACAGACGACCACACUGGCACUUCUGUUUCAGCACCCAUGGUAGCUGGUGUCAUUGCUUUAGCACUGGAAGCCAACCCAAUGCUCAACUGGCGGGAUGUUCAGCAUUUGCUUGUGAAAACCUCACGCUCUGUCCAUCUCCGUGCCCCUGACUGGAGAACAAAUGGAGCUGGGCGCAAAGUCAGCCAUCUGUAUGGCUUUGGUUUGGUUGAUGCCGAUGCUAUGGUGGUGGAAGCCAAAAGGUGGAGAACAGUCCCUCCUCAACAUGUCUGUAUAGGCGCGUCUGACAGGCGGCCCAGGUUUAUCCGAGCUGACCAGCUGAUCCGUACUACCACUCAAACCAACGCUUGUGUAGAUAAUGCUGGGCACUAUGUGACCAAUCUAGAACAUGUGGUUGUCAGGGUCACCAUAUCUCAUCCACGGAGAGGGGACCUGCAGAUCUACCUCAUUUCUCCCUCAGGAACAAAGUCACAACUACUGGCUAAAAGAACGUUUGAUUCUUCAAAUGAAGGCUUCAAAAACUGGGAGUUCAUGACUGUGCAUUGUUGGGGUGAAAAGGCAGAAGGGGAAUGGACUUUGGAAAUUCAUGAUUCAUCAUCGCAGCUGCGCAAUCCAGAAAUACAAGGGAAGUUGAAAGAAUGGACUUUGAUACUUUAUGGGACAUCUGAACACCCCUACAAUCCAAUUAGUGCACAACACUCAAGAACAAGAACAUUGGACAUUUCUGCCACUGACUUGGAACCAUCUAAAUCGACUGUGAUCCAGAGUCACCUGGAAAUCAUAGAGGAGGAGGAAGAGUAUUCAGGUCCUUGCCACCCGGAGUGCGGUGACAGAGGGUGUGACGGGCCGACCGCUGAGCAGUGUCUUAACUGUGUUCACUAUAGCCUCGGAAGUGUCAAAGCUGGCAGGAGGUGUGUCAGUUCCUGUCCCUCUGGCUUCAUGGCAGAUGUGGCUGGCCGCAGAUGCCGGCGCUGUUUUAGAGGAUGUGAGGCAUGUUACGGACGAGGACACAACCAGUGUAGCUCCUGUAAGCGAGGUUUCUACCUCCAACUGGAUAGUAGCUCCUGUGCCUUCUCCUGCCCACUAGGGACUUAUGCUGAUGAAAAUCUAAAGAAAUGCAUCAGAUGUCAACAAAACUGUAAGAAAUGUGUUGGGAGCUCAGAAAAAUGCACAUUUUGCAAGGAUGGGUUCAGUCUUACAGGAUCCCUGUGUGUGCCAGAAUGUGAGCAAGGGACCUUCUACAAUACAGUUCCAAUGAAAUGUGAAAAGUGCCACUCGUCGUGUCAUACAUGCAUGGGUUCCGGAAAGGAGCAGUGCACACAGUGUGCAAGAGACUUUCACCUACAUGAGUGGCGAUGUGUCCCUGCCUGCAGCCCAGGCUUCUAUUCCGAGGAUGUUCCUGGGCUUUCCCACAAGGUGUGCAGACGGUGUGAAGAUAACUGCCUAAGCUGUGAGGCAAGUGGAAGGAACUGUGUGAGGUGCAGAGAAGGUUAUAGCCUCCUCAGUGGAUCUUGCGUCUCUAAUAACACUUGCAACAAUGCUGACGAGAUGUUCUGUGAGAUGGUGAAGUCGAGCAAACUCUGCGAGCGGAAGCUGUUCAUCCAGUUUUGCUGCAGAACUUGUCUCCUAGCGGGAUGACUCUUGGCACCACGACAGACUGCUUGCAGCUUACUAUGUUGGGUGGCUGUUCUCAACAUUUGAUUAGCCCAGAAUGUACAACACACCCACUCUAUUUACAAAUGGUGCAAAGCUUGACUAAACCUACAUUUUCUGCGCCAGGCAUAUCUCUGGUGAUGAAAGAACUCGUCAUCUUUAUUUUAAGUUUGUGUAUGUCACCUCUUUGCUUUUAUUAGCGCCAUUCUCUCUUAUGACUAAAUAUGUCAAGACAGACUUGGAGUGAUUUCAUUCUAAAGAAAGUAUUAUAACAUAACACCAUCUCGCCUAUUACCUCUAGAACCCACUGCAUUGGCCACCUUGCUGCCAUCACAUGAUGGAUGUCCAUGGGCAAUCCUUUAAUUUCAACUUUAGUGGGCAAAGGACACCUGAAAGGGACCCAUGUCACUGGUAACUUGGAAAGCCAUGAAUAUUUUCCUAUAUGGGAGCUUGGGGCAAUGCUAGAUAGGCAUAUUAACAUGUGGCCAAAUGCUUCCAGGAGUUAGUCACAAAAACGACUCCAUACAUGGAACCAAUCUAUUUUUAAAAAAGCCAAUCACAUUCAGUUAGAAAGCAUGAAUGCAACACAUAGUUUAAACUUUAAACAGUAAUGCACGCAUCACCUAUCACACAUAGUAAAUUCAGGGUGUUUGUAAAGCAGAUUUCACUUCUCCACAAAGGAAAGAAAAGAGUAAAAGAAAUCACAUUUUGGUUGGGAUUCUUAAAUGCCGUCACUUUCUAUCACGUCUAUAAAGCCUUGGCCAAUGGAAAGCAUUCUAGGGUUUAAGCUUUACUUGCUUGAAUAUUUUCCACUGCAUUGGCCACCUUGCUGCCAUCCCAUGAUGGAUGUCCAUGAACAAUCCUUUAAUUUCAACUUUAGUGGGCAAAGAACACCUGAAAGGGACCCAUGUCACUGGUAACUUGGAAAGCCUUGAAUAUUUUCCUAUAUGGGAGCUUGGGGCAAUCAUAGGCAUAUUAACAUGUAGCCAAAUGCUUCCAAUCACGAAAAACUACUCGAUGCAUGGAACCAUUCUUUGGGCUGAUCACAUUAAAUUAGAAAGCCCAAAUGCAGCGCCUAUAUACAGUACAUAGUUUAAAUGUAUUAUUGCUAAUUUUCAUUCACUAUUUCAGUGUAGAAUGUAGCCACUAACAGACCUAAUCUAUUCAGAGCACUUGCUUUUUAUUUAAGAAAAUGCACACGUCGCCUAUCACACGUAGUCAAUUCUAAAGUCAGGGUGUUUUUAAAACGCAUAUCACUUCUCAAUCAAUGAAAGAAAAUA